Zea mays is the source of this 4186-nucleotide messenger RNA. Its product is annotated as auxin response factor 11. Gene Ontology annotation, cellular component: nucleus. The record is from RefSeq and is a predicted model, not a curated record. The coding region runs from base 1180 to 4020 and encodes 946 amino acids. Gene Ontology annotation, molecular function: DNA binding. Lineage: Eukaryota; Viridiplantae; Streptophyta; Magnoliopsida; Poales; Poaceae. The transcript is spliced from 13 exons. Gene Ontology annotation, biological process: regulation of DNA-templated transcription; response to hormone.
GGCUUCACUUGCUCGUCUCCGCUGGACGCUGGUUGGUGGUUGCCUUCGCUCUUCAUCCUUCAACCACCAAGCCUUGGCAUCGUUCUGCCCUGCGUGUGGCGGCGGUCCCUGGAGAGGAGACAAGCCGACGUGUGGUUUCCGUUCUUGGCAUUGCUCAAUCUCCCCCCCCCCCUCCCUCUCUCUUGCUUUGUUGCUUCUUGACUUUCGUCGUCUCCCUAUCUUUCUCAUCCUUUUAUCUGUUGGUUUUGAAUUCGACGGCACGGACGACAAUGAAGAAAGCGGGUUCGUGACGCGUCAGUCACGGCCUCUCGUGUAAUCCAAAGCCCCAAACCUCUGCCACUUGCCUGCCUAGCGUUGCCGCCGUUCAUGAGAGACCAUGCAUGCACGCACGCUGCCAUUCACCGCAUGGGGAAAGAGAAGAGCCUGUCGCCGUUGCAGGUUCGCAAGUCGCAACGACGGGGCUUUGCAUUGCAGCUCGGCGCAUCAGGAGCCGGGCGCCAAGUGGCGUGCACGCCCGUCCCGUGGAGUUCAUUCGAGCACGCACAUACCAGCUAGACCUACUAGCUGACGACCGAGAUUCUUUGCGUUCUACUCUGCGCGUUCGUAGCCCCCCUGUCCCUGUGCCCCUGUUGGGCUUUACUCCUACUGCCUCGUAGCCGUAGGAGGGCAUGGCAUGCUCUGCCUGCGACUGCGCGUGGCGUGAGGAGGACACAAAAGCCGCCUGCUUUCUUGGGGGAAAAAAGGCGGGGUCGUGGUCGACUGGUCGCCAUGGGGACCCAAACCCCCAACCCACCCAACACCAUCGCUUGGAAUGCAUUGCUAGCAGCAGUAGGCAGUAGCCACUAGCAGCUACUACCACCGCUAUACCACUAGGAAAUGCGUUUGGGUUGGGGGCUUGGGUUCCGUCUUCUUCACCUGGCCUUUACUCCCCUCCCAACCUCCUCUUUGCCUGCUGCUCGCAAACAGAAACAGCUUGCUUGCCAUUUAACACGCUCGUCCUCUCUCACAGUGGCAUGCAGGCGUGGUAGAGCUCUCACUUCCCCUCAGCCACCAAUGCUAAAGUGCGCAUAAGCUGCUGGGAGCCGAUAUUGCAUCCGUCGGGAGCUUGGCACCAACAAAAGCUCGAGUUUUCCCUUUUUCAGCUUCGGUCUGGUGCGUGCGGCGCGGCGCCUCCCGGAGAUGAUGGCCUCCUCGCAGGAGAAGGCCACGUCGGGUGUCCUGAGGAACGCGGCGGCGCUGCUCGACGAAAUGCAGCUCAUGGGAGAAACGCAGGGUGCGAAGAAGGUGAUCAACUCCGAGCUGUGGCACGCGUGCGCGGGGCCGCUAGUGUGCUUGCCGCAGCGCGGGAGCCUCGUCUACUACUUCCCGCAGGGCCACAGCGAGCAGGUUGCUGCUACCACUAAAAAGAUACCGAAUUCUCGCAUCCCAAACUACCCGAGUCUCCCGCCGCAGCUGCUAUGCCAAGUCCACAACAUCACUUUGCAUGCCGACAAAGAAACUGAUGAGAUUUACUGCCAGAUGACCCUGCAACCGUUACACUCGGAAACAGACGUCUUCCCAAUUCCAACUCUUGGUGCCUAUACCAAAAGCAAGCACCCCACCGAAUACUUCUGCAAAAAUCUAACCGCGAGCGAUACAAGUACGCAUGGCGGCUUCUCAGUGCCGCGGAGAGCUGCCGAGAAGCUGUUUCCGCAACUGGAUUACUCAAUGCAGCCUCCUAAUCAGGAGCUUAUCGUCCGAGAUUUGCAUGAUAACAUGUGGACGUUCCGUCACAUUUAUCGUGGCCAGCCAAAGCGACAUCUUCUAACAACUGGAUGGAGCCUUUUUGUUGGGGCGAAACGGCUUAAAGCUGGAGACUCUGUCUUAUUUAUCAGGGAUGAGAAGUCACAGCUCCUUGUCGGUGUUAGGAGGGCCACCCGACAACAACCGGCUUUGUCUUCAUCCGUCCUGUCUACUGACAGUAUGCACAUAGGCGUUCUUGCUGCAGCAGCUCAUGCAGCAUCAAGUGGUGGCUCAUUUACUAUUUACUACAAUCCUCGGACAAGCCCGUCGCCAUUUGUGAUUCCUCUUGCGAGGUACAAUAAGGCCACGUAUCUGCAACCAUCUGUUGGAAUGAGGUUCGCGAUGAUGUUUGAGACGGAGGAGUCAAGCAAGCGCAGAUGCACAGGUGCUAUUGUGGGAAUUAGCGACUAUGACCCGAUGCGAUGGCCAAACUCAAAGUGGCGCAACUUGCAGGUAGAAUGGGAUGAACAUGGGUAUGGAGAAAGACCUGAAAGAGUUAGCAUAUGGGAUAUCGAAACUCCAGAGAACAUGGUUUUCUCUUCUCCUUUGAAUUCGAAGCGGCAAUGUCUUCCUAGCUAUGGAGUUCCGGGCCUACAAAUUGGAUCUGUAAAUAUGUCAUCAAUUCCAAGGGCACAAGGAAAUCCUAUCGGUAACUUGCAGCACAUGCCAGGGAUGGGCUCAGAAUUGGCUCUACUGCUUCUCAAUCAAUCUGGCCAGAACAUCGGAAGUCCAAUCGCUUGUCAACAAUCAUCAUUUUCCAGCAUUAUUCAAAAUGCUAAGCACAGCUAUUUCCCUCCAAAGACGUUUGGUGCUUCCACUGCUUCAAUGAAGCAAGAAAGCAUGCCUUCGACUGAAGCCCAGCCACAGUUGAAUGCUCUUGGUAUUCAGAGAAGUGAUCGAGUAAGCUGUGAAGUUCAGACAGCUAGUGAUUCAAAUCCUGCACAGGAGAUGAGUGUUAAACCAAGAGCACCAAGAAGCACAGAUUCACACUCAAGCCAAAGCAUUUCGGAUCAAAACAGCAAGGGUGAGCCUAGAACAAAAACUCGAAGGAGCAAGAAGAGCUCGUAUCAGAAAACCAUUUCAGAUAAAUCUGAGCUUUGUUCAGUACCUUCUCAGAUUUGUGACGACAAGAAGCAUGGUUCAGAGCCAAGACUGGCUGACUGUGAAGCCGAACAAGCUACCUGUGGGAAUAACGAAGAAUCAUCUGGAGCACUUACACAUGGUGAUUUUGCUGGAGAGCUCCAAGUUCAGCAGCAGGUUGAACAGCAUGAACUACUUGCGCCACCAAAGAUAGAAUCAUCAAAGUCACCUGAUGGAGGGAAGUCCGUCAGUUCGUUCCCAAACCAAGGGUGUAUCCCACAGUUCUUUGAGGGUCUGGACUGGAUGAUUCCACCUUCCUAUUACCAAGACUCCAAUGGCAUCCAAUCAGUUACCGCGUCGGAUAACAUUUUUAAUCCAUCUGAAGGUAUACCUUCCACCAUGAACGCUGAUGCCUUGGAUGCGUUUCAAACAUCUUGCCUUUCUGAGUGCUUUCCUAGCUCCAUUCAAGAGUUCAUCGGCAGUCCGGAUAUAAACACACUGGCAUUUAUGUCGCCUGAGAUGCAACAAUUGGAUGCCGGCAGCAACUUGCCGAGCACAUCCAACUCCUAUGUGCAGAUGAGUUUCUCGGAGGAGAGCCACAGCGCAUCCUUGAGUGGCCUUCACAUGGAAGCCAUCCAUAUAAACAGCUCGUCAUGCUCUCAGCCACUGGCGACGGGGAGCUUCGAUGCAGGGGCGUUCCCGAAACUGUCAAACAUAAGAGAAUGCCAACCCUUGCCUCUGCAAGAGAUCCACACCAGUUCCAUGGGAACACCUUCAUGCAGUAUGGACGCGGCGGCAGAGUACGGCACGGAUAGAAGUGCGAAGCAAAUGAAACCACCGGUCCGGACCUAUACAAAGGUUCAGAAGUUAGGAUCAGUUGGAAGAUGUAUUGACGUUACACGGUUCAGAGAUUACCAUGAGUUGAGGUCAGCCAUUGCGUGCAUGUUUGGACUCCAGGGGAAGCUGGAACAUCCUGGCAGUUCAGAUUGGAAGCUUGUUUAUGUCGACUACGAGAACGAUGUUCUUCUCGUUGGAGACGAUCCAUGGGAGGAGUUCAUCAACUGUGUGAGAUGCAUCCGGAUCUUAUCACCUUCGGAAGUACAGCAGAUGAGCGAGAACGGCGUGCAUGUCUUGAACGACUGCAUCCAAAUAGCUUAGCAAAGUCACGGCUGUAUGCUCUACAGCCUGCACAGUGUAGGCUCUUCUUGUAAAUAAAAAUAUACAGCAUGUGCGUCAAAUUCUCUGGUCGCUCUGUUUCUUUUGUAGCACGAGAAGAAACAAUUACAGAUGUCAACAUCCUGCCAAUGCCAUGUGUGUUUCUUUC